ACUGCGCAAGUGCGGAUUCAUCUUUGUUUCCGGCGUGGGUCCCGGCGAGUUUAGGUCGCUCGUGGGAGUGCCUUUCGGUUUACUGGUUGGGGCUCGUGGCUGUGCAGGCACAGCAGCUACACAGAAGAGAUGGGAGAGGAGGCCAAUGAUGACAAGAAGCCAACAACUAAAUUUGAACUAGAGCGAGAAACAGAACUUCGCUUUGAGGUGGAGGCAUCUCAGUCAGUUCAGCUGGAGCUGCUGACUGGCAUGGCAGAAAUCUUUGGCACAGAGCUGACCCGAAACAAGAAGUUCACCUUUGAUGCUGGUGCCAAGGUGGCUGUUUUCACUUGGCAUGGUUGUUCUCUGCAGCUGAGUGGCCGCACUGAGGUGGCAUAUGUCUCCAAGGACACGCCUAUGUUGCUUUACCUCAACACUCAUACAGCCUUGGAGCAGAUGAGGAGGCAGGCGGAGAAGGAAGAAGAGCGAGGCCCCCGGGUGAUGGUAGUGGGCCCCACUGAUGUGGGCAAGUCCACAGUGUGCCGUCUGCUGCUCAACUACGCAGUGCGUUUGGGCCGCCGUCCCACUUACGUGGAGCUGGAUGUGGGCCAGGGCUCUGUUUCUAUCCCUGGCACCAUGGGAGCUCUCUACAUUGAGCGGCCCGCAGAUGUUGAAGAGGGAUUCUCUAUCCAGGCCCCUCUGGUGUAUCAUUUUGGCUCCACCACUCCUGGCACCAACAUCAAGCUUUAUAAUAAGAUUACAUCUCGUUUAGCAGAUGUGUUCAACCAAAGAUGUGAAGUGAACCGAAGGGCCUCUGUAAGUGGCUGUGUCAUUAACACCUGUGGCUGGGUGAAGGGCUCUGGUUACCAGGCCCUGGUGCAUGCAGCCUCAGCCUUUGAGGUGGACGUGGUUGUGGUUCUGGAUCAAGAACGACUGUACAAUGAACUGAAACGGGACCUGCCUCACUUUGUACGCACUGUGCUGCUCCCUAAAUCGGGGGGUGUGGUUGAGCGCUCUAAGGACUUCCGGCGGGAAUGUAGGGAUGAGCGUAUCCGUGAGUAUUUCUAUGGAUUCCGGGGCUGUUUCUAUCCCCAUGCCUUCAAUGUCAAGUUUUCAGAUGUGAAAAUCUACAAAGUUGGGGCACCCACGAUCCCAGACUCCUGUUUGCCUUUGGGCAUGUCCCAGGAGGACAAUCAGCUCAAGCUAGUACCUGUCACCCCUGGCCGAGACAUGGUGCACCACCUCCUGAGUGUUAGCACUGCUGAGGGCACAGAGGAGAACCUUUCCGAGACCAGUGUGGCUGGCUUCAUCGUGGUGACCAGUGUGGACCUGGAGCAUCAGGUGUUUACUGUUCUCUCUCCAGCCCCCCGCCCACUGCCUAAGAACUUCCUUCUUAUCAUGGAUAUCCGGUUCAUGGAUCUGAAAUAGAUCAGCAGGAAGCCUUGCUGCCUGGGGCCUGGAGAUCUGGCUAUCACCAAAGGCAGAUGGGCUGAGGUAUGGAGAAUCUGUUGAGACCAGGCUGAGAAGUAAAUUGUGACUAGUGGAAAGCUUAUAUUCUACCUCUAAAAACAGGUGGUGGUAACCCACUUCUUAAUCUUGAACCAAAAGGAAAACUGGGGGAAUAUAAUUGGUUUCUUAGAUCUCCUAAGGUGCCGCUUUGAAUCCUCGAAAGCCCUGGAGAAUUUCGUAUCUUUCACUGUUUUUAUCAAUGUUUUAUAUUUUGUAUAUAGUACUUGUUAUCCCAUUUUUCCAGAAUGAAAGAGUGUGUUAAAAGGCCUCCUUACAAUAAAGUUCAAACUUGGGAAAAAAUUAUUUUAAUAUUUUUGCCAUAUCA
Molecule: messenger RNA, 1813 nt
Organism: Hipposideros armiger (great roundleaf bat)
Lineage: Eukaryota; Metazoa; Chordata; Mammalia; Chiroptera; Hipposideridae
Gene: CLP1
Product: cleavage factor polyribonucleotide kinase subunit 1
Exons: 3
Coding region: 130-1407 (425 amino acids)
Biological process (GO): tRNA splicing, via endonucleolytic cleavage and ligation; mRNA 3'-end processing
Cellular component (GO): nucleus; mRNA cleavage factor complex
Molecular function (GO): polynucleotide 5'-hydroxyl-kinase activity
Source: RefSeq, a predicted model, not a curated record